AUGCUCGGGCGCUACCUCGCGCUCGACCCCGAGGACGACUCGCCCGCCCUGCGGGAGCUGCACGCGAUGCUGGACGAGCGGGGACGACGCCAGCAGGGGUGCUACUUCUUUUCCCGCGUGCGGGGGGAAGGCGUGUGUGUGUGGACAAGCGCGCUGGAGGCGCUGCGGGAGGGGGUGUUCGACAUGAUGGAUCGCCUGGGCGCCGCGCAGGCGGCACUCGCGCGGGAUCGAGCCUUCACGGAGGACGUGAUUGAUUUAUGCGCGAUGUAUGUGAGCUGGGCGGAGCAGCGGACCCUGCCAAGGGGGCAUUCCCUCCCAGAGGACAUCCUCGCCGGGGCGAUUCGCGAUCCAAGGGAAGGGGGGGAUCUGGGUCUUUCAGGAAAGCCCCCCCUAUCACCAAAGGGGGAAAUAUGGGAAAAGGGAAAGGAGAUGGAAAGGGUUCAGGGCGCGUUCCCGCCGAUGCCGUCGCGGGGCCCGUCAAACGUCACUAAGGCGAAACACGAAUACGCGCUGGCACCGAUCUCCCACUUCGUCCAGGACGACCUCGCGCUCAAAGUCAUCCGACAUAUGUUCCAGCUCGCGCAGGUCGCUCUGGAGGAGGAAGCGGCAAAUCCGAACGCAAAAAAAGAAAAAGAGGAAAAAGAAGAAGGGAUCAGUGAGGACGUUUCCAUUCAGAUUAAGCAGUUGGAGGAGCAGGUGGAGUUGCUGAAAAAAGGCGUAGCCCUCGCCGAGAAGCGCGCAUCCGAGGCCGAACGUCUCAAGAUCACCACCGAAGAAGAGCGAAAUCGCGCACAAUCCGAGGCCGCCUUCGCGCGCGCGGAGCUUCGGCGUCUAAAACGCAUUUCUGUGAACGCGGAAAAGGGCAAAAUCGACAGUGGAAGAGGGGAUUCCGCAGUGGUGAGUUCGCGGACGAUGUCGUCUGUUACGGGGGCGAAGAAAGGGGGAAAGGCAGAAAGCCGCGCGGAGUGGGGUGGGAUAGAGGAGGUCGCUCGCUAUGCGAGGGCCCUCAGCGAUGAGCUGAACUACGCAAAGUCGCUCGUCAGCGACUCUCAUUCGCGAAAAGGUGGGACUGCCGAGGCCGCCAAAGCGGAAAUCCGACGCACGGGAGAUUCCUCACAUCGAGGGGGAUCUUCGGUGGGAGGGGGGGAUCCUUUAAUUGACUUUCAAGAGCGAUUAGCGAAGGAAUAUCGGACUCUUCUUCACGUCGUCGCCGAACCGGAAGUGCGCAGCUACGCGAAGAACUUCCCGCAAACGACGAGGGCGAAUGUGGGGGAUCGCAGCCUUUCACGCUCGUGGGAUCCCGUGCGUCCGAUGCGAGAGGAGGAAGUAAGAGUGAAUCCUAAAAAUCACAAGAAAGUACCGGGUCUUCAAAAAAGCCGAAGCCCAAACGUGGUGAUGGAUGCCGUUGUACGCUGCGAUAGCUACGGACGGGUUGGAUACUCUGAGCGCAAUGUCGUAGAUGGUAGGAACCUACUGAUGAAUUCCUCUGAUUCCUCGACGGGAAUACGACGAAUGACUCGAUCCUCGAGUGUUGGGAUUAUAGAGCAGCCUGCGCAAUCGUCUUUCCCUAGCCAUCGAGCUGUCAAACAAAGCGCUAGGCAACAAGACAGGUUUGAUCAUCGUAUAACAACAGGUGAAAAUGGUUGUAGCCGCCAUCUUCGUAGCGUGGAAAGUUCUAUUGAACCUUCAUCCUGCCGUAAGCAACCGACUCCAUCUCAAAAGAGGCGUUUACAAUCACGUGAAGUUGACCAUCGCGCACUUCCUCGUGGCGAAAAAGUCAGAGUAUACUCUCCUCCGCGUUCGCCGCUAACGAAAUUAAAGAAGAAGUCCUCGCCGGCGCGUCGAGUGGAUUCCUCCCCUCCCCCACCGCGUUCCUCCAUGCCCAUCAAUGACGUUUACCAUGCCUACAAUCGUCGGGAUUUCCCCCAACCACCGUUAACGGACUCUAUGCAAAUUUUUAAAACCGAAAAUCGCUUGCCGGCAUGGUCCAGCCGUGAUAGAGGGAUCUCGCCGCCUGUUCAGCGGCAUCCUUCUUUGCGACGAGAGAUUCCGCACGGGGAAGUCUCGGGUACUGAGGACCUGCGCGCAGGGGCGCUAAGGCGCUUGGCGGAAAUCACUUCGAACACUAAAACAAUAAACCUGAGGGGUUAA
Phytomonas sp. Hart1 is the source of this 2151-nucleotide messenger RNA. Lineage: Eukaryota; Euglenozoa; Kinetoplastea; Trypanosomatida; Trypanosomatidae. The record is from the annotation of a GenBank genome assembly.